AUGUUGGUCUACAUGUCCCAGUACGUCGAAGAGCGCUCGGCUUCUCCUGCUCCGAUCCCCACAAGAUCUCCUGUUGCCAGGCCACCACCGCCCAAAUCCAAAAAGGGCAAGAUCAACUUUGUCUCCAAAGCCAGCCUCGCCAUCUUUGAUCCGCGCCACGCCAUGGGCAUCGACACCGGCAGAGACUGGUACGAGGCCGACUACCACACCCCCGAGUCGCGCUCGUCCUUUGAUCAUGCUUCGCGCUGCGCCGGUCGCUACAGCGAAGGUCGCGAACGAUCCCACAAGUGGACUGCCAGCCCGACACCUGAGCUCGAAGCCUUCACCACCUCCAUGGAAGACUAUGCGCAAGGCCCCUCCGAUGUCGCCGCCUCGCUCGAGAUGACGCGCCAGCCCUCGGCAUCCUCGUCCGUCUUUGAGGACGACCGCGACGCGCCAGAGAUGCCCGCACGACGUCGCUUCUAUUCGCGCAAGAGCGUUGCCGCGUCCGCUUCCAACACUCCCACCUCGGCCACCUUCCCUUCCGACGACCUUCUCUUCUCGCCCCUCGGCACCAAGCCCAAGUCUUCGCGCAGCGCUGGCGCUGGCGCCAACGCUGGCUCGUCAUCCUCUUCCCUCGCACGCUUCUUCACCCGCAAGAAGAAGGACAAGGCUCCCCACCUUUCCGGUCUCGCCUCCAGAUCCACGCCCGACCUCUUCGACGGCGUGCCGCAGAGCGCUCCACCCACCACGCUCACUUUCGAACAGUCGGGCUUCCACUUUUCGCCUCAGCGCAAAGGCUCGUCCGGCUCGAGCCUGCACGAGUCGCCCUCCUCGCUGCCUACCAGCCCAGAGCGCGCUCCUCUCCGUAUGGUCCAGGACUUCAGCCCGUCGCGCACCUCACCCCUCAGCACCAAGAAGAGCAUGCCUGCCCUGCGUCAGAUCCGCGAGGCUCAGAGUGGCGCUGGCACCGCCAACAGCCGAUCCAUCACAUUUGCCACCCCCGAGGAACGUCCGCGUCCCAGGCAGUCGAACGCCACCGCCAGGUCCGACCUGUUCGACGCUGCCCCCGCACUGCCCCCGCUGCCGAGCUUCGACUCUUCCUCACCCAUGAUCCCGCUCGAGUUUGCCUGGGAUGCCAAGCGACGCACCGCGCGCGAAAGCCAGAUGCCCAUGCUCGGCGCAAACCGUCCCGUCAGCCGUGUGGUAUCGAGCACCGGUCGCGGUGUACCCAGUCCUGGUCUCAACCCCAUCCGCCUCAACGACCUGCGCAAGUCGACCAUCACGCUGCGCAACGAGCCCGUGCUCCGAUCCAGCGACGAGGGCAGGUCGCCAACGGGCAAGUCGGCUGGUCUUGGCAAGCGCAGCGUCAAUGCGGCGAGCGCAAAGCGUCUGUCCAUGACGCAGAGGGUGGUGGAUGGCUUGCUCGACCAGAACCGCGGCCGCGAGGAGCCCGAGAUGCGCGCGCGCCGGUCCGACAUGGAGGUGCGCUCGGCGCGCCGUCGCAGCCGCAGCGCAGACGGCCGCACCGUGCCCGCGCUCAAGCUGCACGACUACGCCAGCCCGCCCAGCUCCAACAGUCACUCGGAUUCGGUCUUCCCGGCCUUCGUUCGCCAUGCUCCCGUCGCUGCCGAUCGCGCCAACAGCCCACAGCCUCGCUUCUUUGCCGACCAGAGUACAGCCGCGACCACGCCGACGCCACAGCAGCCAGCGGCCUUUGCACCAGCGUCACCCGUAUCGCCUGCUAGUCCAGCGCGUCGCACCGCUACACACAGCCAGUCGCCGAGCAGGAGUCCGCAACGACCGCCGGCGGCCGUCGAGACGCACCAGGCAAGGCGCGUCAACUUUGCGGGUCAGCGCGCCAAGGCCGUUGCCGUGGCAAGCCCGCUGCUGCUCUCGAGGAGUCCGCUCAUGGCGGGCCGAAGCGGCACCCCGCUGCCGGUCGUCAACAUCAUGCCGCCCACUCCGGAUCUGGCUGCCACUUCAGAGGACCACGAGCGCCAGGAGGAAGCCUUGCAACGAUACGAGACCGUCGUGGCUCGGCAGAAGCCCGUCGAGUCGACGCAGGUGCCCACGCCCGCUGUCAAAGCUCCGGCCGCAAGCGAGCAGCGAUCGUUGCCGUCUCGAAGCGAUGCCGCGACGCCUACGCCCAAGUCGGCUCCGGUUGCUGCGGCACCUGUGCAGCCCACCAAGGUGGCUCAGGCGGCGCCAGCAAGCCCCGAGAGCGUCUAUUCGCCCGCAUCGGUGUACUCGCCCGAAGAGAACCAGAGCCCCUUCGCACCACUGUUCGCGGGACUGCUUGCCAACGACGAGGCCGUGUCCAAGGAGCACGUCGCGAUCACUGCCGACUCGGUGGCGGCCGAGCUGAGCUACGCGGGUGUGCCGCGCACCGAGAGCGUGACGAGCCAGCUCUCGGAGGCGGACAGCCACCGCAGCAGCUCUUCGGGCGCGUUCGCCUUCUCGCGCAGCAUGUCCAGCUCGUCGUUUGCGAGCGGCGGCACGUUUAGCUCGGCGUCGAGCAAUGCAUCCGAAAGCCCCGAGCGCAGGAUGAACUACCUGCCGAGCAGCACGACGUUCGAGUUUUCGCCCACCAAGAUGACCAGCAGCACCUCGGUGGCGUCCACGGCGGGCACGAGCAUCUUUGAGCUCGAGGCUGAGCUGCGUAGUAGCGUGGCGAGCAAGGGCACUGGUAUUGACGCUCUCGACUCGUCCGAUGUGUUUGGGUCGUCGGAGCUCAAGAAGGCGUUCCAGCUCAAGGGAGCGAGUGCACCGGCCAACGCUCCGGACUCGAGCGACUGCGACACGCCCACGCUCGCCUCGGUUCGCCAGAUGGGUGCCAGCGUCACGCCCGCCACGGCGGCAAGGAGCGAGGACAAGUCCGUGGGCAGACAGCUUGGUCUCAGCAUGGAUCUGAGCGAGCUCGCUCAGGAGCUGGGGCUGGGUCGUCUGAGCCAGAUCGGUCUUGCGCAUCUCAAAGGCGUCGAAUCGCUCGCGGAGAAGCCUGCGACAACCGCAGCCGCUGGCAAGAAGGCUCAGCCGGUGAAGCCGCCCAAGUCGUCGGCGCGCGGCGCAGCCGGCACUCUAUCGCGCUUCGGGAUGGGGAUGAACGACAUUGCGUCGUCGGCAGCCAUGUCGCCGUUGCCCGUGUCGAUCGCAGGUCGAUCGCCACAGACGCCGCCGCGCACGCGCAUCCCCCUCUCAGACCCCCAAUCGGGGCCCAAGGUGUCUGCCUCGGGCGUGCCCAAGGCCGAGGGCGGCUUCGGGCUCGGCCUCAACUUUGUCGAGUCGCCCUCGCCGCAGUCGCAGCCACGCAAGGCCGCCAUCGCGCCCGGCAGCUACGGCAAAACGCUUCUGGAUCGAGCCCAGGCCGCGCCGGCACAGAUCGACACCCAGCUCGGGAUGCAAGCGCACCACGGCGUGUACGAACAAGAAGAGCCGGAGUGGGUCGGCGUCGCCAUGUAA
This is a messenger RNA of Moesziomyces antarcticus, 3441 nucleotides long. RefSeq lists its product as uncharacterized. The record is from RefSeq and is a predicted model, not a curated record. The coding region runs from base 1 to 3441 and encodes 1146 amino acids. The transcript has a single exon. NCBI's taxonomy places the organism in Eukaryota, Fungi, Basidiomycota, Ustilaginomycetes, Ustilaginales, Ustilaginaceae.